This is a messenger RNA of Echinops telfairi (small Madagascar hedgehog), 4347 nucleotides long. It is a transcript of the gene KCNC4, whose product is annotated as potassium voltage-gated channel subfamily C member 4. NCBI's taxonomy places the organism in Eukaryota, Metazoa, Chordata, Mammalia, Afrosoricida, Tenrecidae. Gene Ontology annotation, biological process: protein homooligomerization; potassium ion transmembrane transport. The coding region runs from base 515 to 2509 and encodes 664 amino acids. The transcript is spliced from 4 exons. Gene Ontology annotation, molecular function: delayed rectifier potassium channel activity; protein binding. Gene Ontology annotation, cellular component: axon; voltage-gated potassium channel complex; dendrite membrane. The record is from RefSeq and is a predicted model, not a curated record.
UGCGGCCGCCGCGGGGAAGCCGGCAGCUCCCGGGGCUCGGUGCGGUCGGGGAGCCGGAGGGGGGCCGGUGGGAGUGUGAGCGCGCGCGUCCCGACCGCUCGCAGUGCGCCUGGCCUGUGCGCUUCCUCGUCUUGUUUUAUUGUGGGGGUGCGGGGGGGCUGUGCCCCAGCCCCGAGCGUCUGUGUGCCCCGUGCCCGCGGGGGGAGCGUGCGCGCUUGCCCCUGCCUCCCUUGCGUCCUGGGGCCCACCUCUCCCGCGCCCGCCUCCCUCCCCGGCGCUGCCUGCCCCAACCUCAACCACCUGUGCACCCGAGAAACCCAACUCCUCCCGCUCGCGCCCCGGGGGGCAGGCAGGCAGGGGCAGGGCCACGCCGCAGUGGGGGCCCGCCGCCGCCGCCGCCGCCUCCUGCCUCCUCCUGCUCGCCUCUCCCCCCGCCCCCGUCUGACGCGGCCUCCUCGGGAAGGGUGUUUGGAGGGCAGCGGCCGCCCCAAGCCGGAGCCCCGCAGCGCUGCUUAUGAUCAGCUCGGUGUGUGUCUCCUCCUACCGCGGGCGCAAGUCGGGGAACAAGCCUCCGUCCAAAACAUGUCUGAAGGAAGAGAUGGCCAAGGGCGAGGCGUCGGAGAAGAUCAUCAUCAACGUGGGCGGCACGCGACAUGAGACCUACCGCAGCACCCUGCGCACCCUCCCGGGCACCCGCCUCGCCUGGCUGGCCGAUCCCGACGGCGGGGGCCGGGCGGAAUCCGAUGGCGGCGGUGCGGGCAGCAGCGGCAGCAGCGGCGGCGGGGGCUGCGAGUUCUUCUUCGACCGGCACCCGGGCGUCUUCGCCUACGUGCUCAACUACUACCGCACGGGCAAGCUGCACUGCCCGGCCGACGUGUGCGGGCCGCUCUUUGAGGAGGAGCUCACCUUCUGGGGCAUCGACGAGACCGACGUGGAGCCCUGCUGCUGGAUGACCUACCGGCAGCACCGCGACGCCGAGGAGGCGCUCGACAUCUUCGAGAGCCCGGACGGAGGCGGCGGCGGCGGCGCAGGGCCCAGCGACGAGGGCGGCGACGAGGAGCGGGAGCUGGCCCUGCAGCGCCUGGGUCCCCACGAGGGCGGCCCGGGCCAGGGUGCCGGGGCCGGGAGCUGCCGCAGCUGGCAGCCCCGCAUGUGGGCGCUCUUCGAGGAUCCCUACUCGUCUCGGGCGGCCAGGGUGGUGGCCUUCGCCUCGCUCUUCUUCAUUCUGGUCUCCAUCACCACCUUCUGCUUAGAGACCCACGAGGCCUUCAACAUCGACCGCAACGUGACGGAGAUCCACCGCGUGGGGAACGUCACCAGCGUGCGCUUCCGGCGGGAGGUGGAGACGGAGCCCAUGCUGACGUACAUCGAGGGCGUGUGCGUGCUGUGGUUCACGCUGGAGUUCCUGGUGCGCAUCGCGUGCUGCCCCGACACGCUGGACUUCGUCAAGAACCUGCUCAACAUCAUCGACUUCGUGGCCAUCCUGCCCUUCUACCUGGAGGUGGGGCUGAGCGGGCUGUCUUCCAAGGCUGCGCGCGACGUGCUGGGCUUCCUGCGCGUGGUGCGCUUCGUGCGCAUCCUGCGCAUCUUCAAGCUGACGCGCCACUUCGUGGGGCUGCGCGUGCUGGGCCACACGCUGCGCGCCAGCACCAACGAGUUCCUGCUGCUCAUCAUCUUCCUGGCGCUGGGCGUGCUCAUCUUCGCCACCAUGAUCUACUACGCCGAGCGCAUCGGCGCCAGGCCCUCCGACCCCCGGGGCAACGACCACACCGACUUCAAGAACAUCCCCAUCGGCUUCUGGUGGGCCGUGGUCACCAUGACGACGCUGGGCUACGGGGACAUGUACCCUAAGACGUGGUCGGGCAUGCUGGUGGGCGCGCUGUGUGCACUGGCUGGCGUGCUCACCAUCGCCAUGCCGGUACCCGUCAUUGUCAACAACUUCGGCAUGUACUACUCCCUGGCCAUGGCCAAGCAGAAGCUGCCCAAGAAGCGGAAGAAGCACGUGCCACGGCCGCCCCAGCUGGAGUCGCCAAUCUACUGCAAGUCUGAGGAGACGUCGCCCCGGGACAGCACCUACAGCGACACCAGCCCCCCUGCCCGGGAGGAGGGGAUGCUGGAGAGGAAACGGGCAGACUCCAAGCAAAACGGGGAUGCAAAUGCUGUGCUGUCCGAUGAGGAGGGGGCCGGCCUCACACAGCCCCUGGCCUCCGCCCCCACUCCAGAGGAGCGCCAGGCCGUGCGCCGAGCGGGCACCCGAGACAGAAACAAGAAGACCACAGCCUGCUUCCUGCUCAGCGCCGGGGACUACGCCUGUGCCGAUGGCAGUGUCCGGAAAGGCUGCGGCGAAAAGUCCUGGAGUCUAAACAACAUAGCCGGUGCAGCUGGAACCAGUCUGGGGCUGUCUCCACUGGCGUCGCGAUUCAGCUCACCCUACCCUCCGAGAAAGCUCCCGCUCUCCCACCCCUUCCACCCCCUCACCAGCCCACAGCCAGGACACCCUGCCCCUUAGCUGCAGCCUCCCUCGCUGCAUGGCUCCCACUCGGGCACGGGCACGGGCACUCCCAUGCCCUCCCUGCCCUGCCGCCCAGCUCCCAGACCUCCCUGGGCUCAGUACUGCCCACAGACUGGGGUGAGGGGUGGGAUGAGGAGGAGGAAUGUGCCCCGCAGCCUCUCUCCGAACACAGCCAGCUCCCCAAAUGGCCAGCUCUGCACUCCAGAACAACUGGGGAUUGCAUCCGGGGCCUCUACCCCACUCGCCCCUGCCUGGGCCAUAGGUGCCAGGUCACCCAGGAUCAGGCUUUCUGAGCCCUGCCUCCCUCUCAGGGACCCCCACUGUGGGCCAAGCCCACUUACAGGAGGCCAGACCGCUGGGCUGGGGAGCCGAGCCUACCUUUCCCUAUUUUUAAUCAUAGAGAAUGCAGUUCCAUUUCACCUGGCUUUGAAUCAGCAGCCAAAAUGAGCCUGCAAUGGAAGGUCUCUGUCUGUCUGUCUGUCCAUCCCCUACCAGUGGGGGGCUAAGGCUGCCACAUGGGGCACUCUCUGUGAGUGCCCGAGGGGCCUGCAUGCCCUGAGGAGCACGGGAGCCUGGUGCUUCCCAGCUCCAGCCAGGGGCGCAGGCAGGGCCUCUAGAGGCAGCCCCCCACGGCUGGCUCAUGCCUGGGAUGGGACCGCUGAGAGCAGGGACACUGUCCUCCGGGGGCCCUGCCCAGACCCAGCGUGUGGAGCCCGGCGUCCCUGUCUGCGCUGCUUCCUCUGCUUCCCCAGACGGUUUUCUUCCCUCUCCGCCCCCCACAAGCUCCCAGCCCUGCCUCUGAGUCACCUGCCGCUCCCACCAGCCUCUGUGCGCUCCAUCCCUGCCAGGACCGGAGACUCAUCUAAUUUCUAUAAUUAAGCGUAUUCAUUUACCUAACGAGCCCGGGAGCACAGGUUUGUGAGUCACCGAGAGGGCAGGAGUACACCUUGGGCAGGGGCAGCUGAGGGAACGUGUGCCACCCCGGCCCCGCCUGCUCCUGCACAUCCCUCAGGCAGUACGGGAUGCUGUGGCCCGGCCUGGCUGCUGCACCCCUCCCCCAGCAGUGGCCCCCAGCAAGGCUCUCUCUGGGGCCUCUCCCACCCAAGGAACUCCUCAGCUGAGACACUUCCUGCUUCACCUGAUGGGAAUUAGACCUGACAGGAGAGCCGUGAGCCCGGCCAUUUUUAGAGUCAGGUUCUGCAACUUUGUGGAGGGAAUGACUAAGCCAGGUCCCUGUCUGCUCUUUGUAAAGGGGUGGUGAGGCCACACGAGGAGACCCAACAGGAGGCUGGGAGUCCGGAGGACCAUCCGAAAAGGGGCAGGGGAUGGGGAAGGCAGAGCGGUGACUGGGACCUACCUCCCCCCCUUCCAGAGGGGGCCCAUCUCCCUAAGGCACUGGGGCUCCAGGCUGACACCACCCUCCCCCGAAAGAGGUCUGCGGUGUUGAAGGUGGGUCCUGGCAUGCCCUAGCUCUGCUCCAGUCUGUGCGGACCACCUCUCACUUGCUCUCAGGGGCAUCUGGGGGACGGCAGGCACGUCAGACUCAGACAGGUCCCCUUCCAGGAUAGGAAAGCUUGGGGAGCAGACUGGACAAGCUGGUGCUUGCUCCCCUCACAGCUGAGAAUCCUGGUGAGGACAGGCCCAGUUCUGCCCCCGGCACCCAGACUGGACGGGACAUGAUGAGCUAAGCAUCCAGUGGAGUGUGGACACCACACCUAUUUUCUCUUCCCCUCGCCUUUCUGGUGCAGGGGACUGAGGCAACUAUUUCUGCGGCAGCCUCUCGCUGUCAGGAGUCCAGGUUUCCACAGCACCCACCGCCUCCUCCCCGCCCUACC